Messenger RNA from Yarrowia lipolytica CLIB122, 1536 nucleotides. RefSeq lists its product as uncharacterized. Gene Ontology annotation, molecular function: flavin adenine dinucleotide binding; NADP binding; N,N-dimethylaniline monooxygenase activity. The record is from RefSeq and is a predicted model, not a curated record. Lineage: Eukaryota; Fungi; Ascomycota; Dipodascomycetes; Dipodascales.
AUGUCGACAGUAUUUGCAGACGGAUCGUUGUUUUCCAACGUGUUGAUUCUCGGCACCGGGUUUUCCGGCCUCGCCACCUCCAUCAAGCUCAGAACCUCCUGGAAAGAGGCCGACUUCCAUCUCUAUGAUCGAGAUCACUCCUGGGGAGGAACCUGGGCGGCCAACACGUACCCUGGCUGUGGAUCGGACAUUCCUGCCAUCUGGUACUGUCUCACAAGCGACCCCAAGGGCGAUUGGAGCAAGGCCUUCCCUCCCAGAGACGAGAUCUACGACUACAUCCAGAAGCUGGUGGCCAAGUACGAGUUGCGGCACAUGGCGACUUUCCGUACGGAAAUCGAGGGCUGCAAGUGGAAUGCUGACGAGAAGUUGUGGUAUGUGAACGUGCGAUCUCUCGAAACCGGCAAGAAGUGGGUGCACAAGUGUCGCGUCCUGUUCACAUGCAAGGGCGGACUUGUGGAGCCCAACCGCGUGCAGAUUGAGGGUCUGUACACCGACUUUAAGGGUCCUGUGAUGCACACAGCCCGAUGGGACCAUUCUGUCGACUACACCAACAAGAAUGUCGUUGUUAUCGGCAACGGAUGUUCUGCCAUCCAGGUAAUUGCGGCUAUUCAUGACCAGACAAAGACUCUCACCCAGUUUGCUCGAACUCCACAGUGGAUCACUCCUCGUCCCGAGUUUGUGCCCGGACGAAUCACCCGUUUCAUUUUCACCCGGUUCCCGUUUGUGCUCCAUCUUUUGCGCACCAUUGUCUUCUUUGUCAUUGAGGCCGCCUAUCCCAUGUUUAAGAAGGGCUGGUUGGGCACCUUUAUCCGACGAAUUCGAGCCCAUCACGCGACUCAAAAUAUCCGAAAGAAAUCUCCCGAAAAGUACUGGAAGGUCCUUAAGCCCGACUACGAGUUUGCGUGCAAACGACUCAUCUUCGACUGCGGAUACCUGGGGCCUGCACUCAAUAACCCAAACAUGGAGCUGACAUUCGACCGGGUCGUCAAGGUUGAGUCCAACAAGGUGAUCACCAAGGACGGCAACUCUUACCCAGCCGACAUCAUCAUUGAUGCCACGGGCUUUGAUCUUAGUGGAGGCUUUACUAACAUUCCCUUCAUCGGCGAACAUGGAGUCAGCCUGGAAGACUUCUGGGCCAACGGACGAGUUUCUGCCUAUGAGACCGUCCUGGUUCCCAACUUCCCAAACAAUUUCCUCAUCUUUGGACCCAACUCUGCCACCGGACAUAACUCGGUGCUGUUUGCCAUCGAGAACGCCAUCAAGUUCUGCGAGUCCGUGGGUGUCAAGAAGCUCAUUUCGGGUGAAACAGACUACAUUGGAGUGCGAGCCGAGGCCUACGACCGGUGGAUUCAUGAUGUGGAUUCUUCCCAUGCCCAGGGUCUGUUGCAACAGGGAGGCUGCCAGUCAUGGUACCUGGCUGAUAACGGCAGAAACGCCACCACCUACCCCUGGUCUCAGCUGACCGCUUGGCUGCGAGCUCGAUGGAUCGACAAGAACGCCAUUGUGAUUGGUAACGGGGAGAAGAAAACAAAGUAA